Musa acuminata AAA Group (dessert banana) is the source of this 1915-nucleotide messenger RNA. Its product is annotated as protein S-acyltransferase 8-like. Gene Ontology annotation, biological process: protein targeting to membrane; peptidyl-L-cysteine S-palmitoylation. Gene Ontology annotation, molecular function: protein-cysteine S-palmitoyltransferase activity. Bases 341 to 1612 code for a protein of 423 amino acids. The transcript has 5 exons. Lineage: Eukaryota; Viridiplantae; Streptophyta; Magnoliopsida; Zingiberales; Musaceae. Gene Ontology annotation, cellular component: endoplasmic reticulum; Golgi apparatus. The record is from RefSeq and is a predicted model, not a curated record.
UCAACCAGCAGCCUUUUGAUCCAAAAUCUCAAAACCCAAAAAGGGGAGGAGAAGGAAAAGAAGAAAAAGAGGGAGAGAGAGAGACAGAGAAAGGCAGCAAAAGAAAAGGAAAAGCCCUAAUUUUGCUGUCUUUGUUGUGAGAUUCGUGGAUUAGGCGGAGGAGGAGGAGGAGGAGGCAGCAGAAGAAUCCUACCUUUUUUGGUCGUCUCUCUUUUGUUUUUAUCUUGUCUCUAUCGCCAUAGAUUCGGAGGGGGAAGGUGGAGUAAGAUGAGCGAUCUUGAUAGUCGCUGACUUGUUUUCGUCGUGCUGAGCAGCGACGGCCUACUGCUCGCCGGCAGCCAUGGCCAAACGGGUUUAUCAAGCUUGGAAAGGGAACAAUAGCUUCUUGUUAUGUGGGAGGUUAAUAUUUGGACCUGAUUCCAGGUCGCUGUUUGUCACUGUUGCACUCAUCGUUGUUCCUGUAGUGAUCUUUUGUGUAUUUGUUGCAAGAAAUCUUCUCCAUGAGUUUCCUGCCUAUGAUGCAGGAUAUGCAGUUCUGGUGGUUGCAAUAGCCUUCACUAUCCAUGUGCUGUUACUGUUACUGAUGACUUCAGCUCGAGAUCCGGGUAUUGUACCACGUGCUUCACAUCCACCAGAGGAAGAAUUUUCUCAUGAUACUUCAACUCAUUCUGAAAUUGGUGGGAGGCAUACACCCAGUUUAACAUUUCCACGUAUAAAAGAAGUAAUGGUAAAUGGGAUACCUGUGAAAGUGAAAUAUUGUGAUACUUGCAUGAUCUAUCGGCCUCCUCGUUGCUCUCAUUGCUCCAUAUGCAAUAACUGUGUGGAACGAUUUGAUCAUCAUUGCCCCUGGGUUGGGCAAUGCAUUGGGCAGCGCAAUUACCGCUACUUUUUCCUGUUUGUGUCUUCCUCAACUCUUCUUUGCAUAUAUGUAUUUGCAAUGUGUGCAUUGUACAUCAAAUUUCUCAUGGAUGAAGAUUAUCCUACAGUAUGGAAGGCAAUGAAACAUUCUCCUGCAUCAGUGGUACUAAUGAUAUAUUGUUUUGUUUCUCUCUGGUUUGUUGGCGGUCUCACUGGGUUUCAUCUAUACCUAAUUGGCACUAACCAGACCACCUAUGAAAACUUCCGAUACAGAGCUGACAACAGGGUUAGUGCAUUUGAUCGAGGUUGUUUGAGCAACUUCAUCGAGGUACUCUGCACAGAGAUCAAACCUUCUAGAAGCAAAUUUAGAGCAUAUGUACAAGAUGAAAUCCCAAGACCUCCCCCAGUUGGUCGCACACGGGAUAUGGAAGAAGAACCAGCCAGUAGUCCACGUGUAAAAGUUGAAGAUGACCUUGAUAUCGGAGGGGAUCUCUUGAAAAUUUCUCGACGUCGUAAUUAUGAAGAAGUCGAUGAGGAGAUGGGUGGUAGAAACAGCAAUGGCUUGCAUCAGGCCCUCUCGGAGUCCGAGCUUAUGGUGGAUUCCGAGACAGAGAUUCCUGUUAUUAGGACUGAAACGAAGAACUCAAGUCGUGGUAGGAGAAGCGGGAGCUGGGAUCUCUCACCUGAGGUUUUAGCUGCAAGCUCUUUAGCAGCUGAAGGCGAUAUACCAUCAUCUCAAAAGCCUGUGCCGUAGCAAAGCACACGUAUCCCAUCAUCUCAAAAUGAGCAGAAUUCGAGCCAAAAGAAAGGGAAAGGCAUCUGCAAGCUGCCUGACCUUUCAGGUUUAGGAAGCAAUCUGCCUCAUUGCUGCCUGAUGUGUAUCUACUUGUAUUUGGUGUUUGGUUGGAGGAAUUUGAAAGUGAUAUGCUGUGUCUUCUGUUUAUCUCACCAUGUUAUAUAUAUAAUGUCUUCUGAUUCUUCUCGAGUCUCUCAACAUUCUUUCUGUAACCAACUGCUUUUGAUAUGCAGAAUGUUGGAUAUAGUUUUCUUUUCCUCA